AUGGCUCGUCCGAAAACCAUGAAACCGCACAUUGUUCGCAAAGAUGCUCGUGAUGAUGAAGCUUCACAACCUGUCUGCUCAAAUUGUAGAACGAUGACUACACCGUUGUGGAGGCGCGAUAAAGAGGGCCAAACCCUUUGCAAUGCCUGCGGAUUAUACUUUAAAUUACAUCAUGAAAGACGUCCAUUGUCCAUGAAGACUGACGUUAUAAAGAAACGACAACGAUAUGAGAAUGGGCAAGCGCCUAGUCGCCGUGGAGGAAAAAAACGAUUACACGAGAAUAGUCAGCAGGAGAUCCAACAACCGCCACAACAACCGCAACAACAGCAACAGCAACAGCAGCAACAGCAACAAGGACAGCAACAUCAAGUGGUGUAUAAUGGAUCCAACAGGUCUAUGAACGUUCCCUCAACAGCUGUUUCUCAAAUGGGUCCAAUUUCAGUUGGACAAUCAUCAUCUUCCGGUUUGAACGCACAUCAAUCACCUAGCACCACCCCCAUAAAUGGAGGAUUUCCAUGA
Molecule: messenger RNA, 519 nt
Organism: Funneliformis caledonium
Lineage: Eukaryota; Fungi; Glomeromycota; Glomeromycetes; Glomerales; Glomeraceae
Source: the annotation of a GenBank genome assembly